UUCGGCCCUGCAGCUUCUUGGCUCUAGUUUUGAAGAUCGUAUUGCACUUGGCAAGAAGGCGAUUCAAGGAAAGGUACAUGGUGCAAUACAUCAUGUGGUCUGCAAUAACCCCUUCAAACUUCAAGUGAUAGUGGACCAGUGGCAAGAAUUUACUUCUGUCUUAUGUCGCCCCCCACUGGAGGAAAUGACAAAUGCCUUGGACCCUUACAACAACACUUAUUUUCUCUUCAGUAAAGAUCCACAUAAACUUAGCCAAAUGCUUGAAGAACCUGUCACUGUAAACUGGAGGCAGAAACUACAGAUACAAGGAUGUCAACCAGAACUAGGGGAUGUGCUUCAAAAAAUAAGUUCCAGGCAUGGAAGCUAUAUGAAGACGACUAGUAAUGUUUUAUACAUGAGCCAUGGCAUAAGAAGUGUAAAUGAAGUGGAUAACCAGAGCAGUAGGAGGGCUAUUCACAUGCACUUCUCUGCACUAAACCCGCAUGAAGCCUACCUUGUCAAUGCAGAAUGGGGGUUUGGCGGUAAUGAACACAGCAAGAAUUACAUCAAACAAUGUAUCCAAAUGUUGCCUACCAUGUGUGCUAGGAAAGAGGCCGGAGAGAAGCCUAUUGCCUGGGUAUUAAGUGAUCAGUCUGCAGAAAUUCGCAUGGGGUAUACUGAGGCCAUCUACAGAAGCCAAGGUGUAUUCAAUAAUCUAAUUGCAAGGCUGGGCACUACAAUGAUUUCAAGUGGAGUCCCUCUCUACUGUCAUAUAGCAGCUGACAACACAAAGAGUCAGGCAGCGUGCAAAGCAGCUGGAUUCUUUCCAGUGGGCAGAUGGGAGCAAUGGUCCUUUCAGCCUUCUUAGGACUUUCUUUUAAUUUGUUGUUUGCUAUUCCAAGUCCAGACUUGGUAUUGUCAUUCAGAUGUCAGUGCUAUGAUCAGGGCAAUUUUAUAGAAAAUUUGACAGUAGGCAACAAAUAGUAGUAUACUGCCAAAAACUGCCAUGCAAUUUCAAAUAAUCUUUCCAUUCAAUGCCCACACGGUUCUUAAAUAAUACUGCCACACAGUUCAUACAUAGAUAAAUGUAAUGACCCUGGUAGUCUAGGUCAGUCAAAGAUGUGUGUUCCAGAAGUAGAAUCCCCCCAUGUAGACUUUUACGUAGAUGACUACAAUUGGCCAUACACAUUAGUCUAAAGUUGAUCAAAUGGAUGAUUUUAACCAAAACAUUAAAAAUGAACAAUUAACUUUUUAGCUGAUUGAUGACAGACCAGCAUCUUCUGAAAAGAAGCCCCUGUAUUUAAAAAUGUCAUCUGAUAACAGAUCUAUGUGAUUGUAAAUACUUUUGUGUAAAAACAAAAGGCAAAAGUAUUAUGGCAUUCCUUUAUUGGCGACCGUAACCCAAAAAUUUUGCUUCCAAACUUUCAGGGCAUAGAGGCUCCUUCGUCAGUAAGGCAGUAUUUUGGUAUGCUGCCUAAUGAAGGAGCCCCUGUGCUCUGAGGGCUAGCCAAUAAAGGUAUCACUGCUAUAAUACUAUUGUGUUUUUUUUAUAGCACAAAACUAUUUAAAGAGGACCUUUCAUUGGUCCUGACAUUACAAUAUUCGUACCUGGCAGUGUAGGGCAUGAUGAGUAGAUGUCAGUGCGUUUUUUUUAGUUUUUUUUUAUAGAUGCGCUGCUCCAUUCCCCUGCUGUGCCCCCGGUCAUUUUUGCUGCCCUUUAUGAUAAUUAAUAGCAUCGGUACAGGGAGGAGGAGACGGCCGUGAUUCUCAAAGAGCAUCUCCUUCUUCCUGAAGGUGAUCUUUUUUUUCUCCCUGGUUGUGAUGCCCCUUGAGAAACACGGCUGUUUCCUCCUCCUAUAAUUAUCAUAAAGGGCAGCAAAAAUGAACGGGGGGCACAGCAGGGGACUGGAGCUGCACAUCUGGAAAAAAAAGCGCACUGACUUCUACGCAUCAUGCCCUGUACUGCCAGGUACUAAUAUCAUAACAUCAGGGCUAGUGGAAGGUCCUCUUUAACAUCACAUAGAUUUUUCUGGCUAACACGGUAACAUGCUAUUUUGGCUAUAUGUCUGAUAACAGACAAAUGAUCUUUCUUUGAAAGAAUGUUCCCAGAAAGAUCUUUUGGCCCUCACACAGUUUCAUGAACAUGUAUGGCCACUAUGAACGACUGUUAUGGUCAAUUUUGGCUAAAAUAUGUAUGGCCAUGUCUGCGGAAAGAUCGUUCACCUGAUGAUUGUUUGUUCAAUCGUCCAACUUUCUACUUCUAUCCAAUGUGUAUGGCCACCUUAAUCUAAUAAAUGGGUUGUUAUUUUUA
Bufo gargarizans (Asiatic toad) is the source of this 2290-nucleotide messenger RNA. Its product is annotated as glycine N-acyltransferase-like. Gene Ontology annotation, cellular component: mitochondrion. Gene Ontology annotation, molecular function: glycine N-acyltransferase activity. The coding region runs from base 185 to 847 and encodes 220 amino acids. The transcript has 5 exons. NCBI's taxonomy places the organism in Eukaryota, Metazoa, Chordata, Amphibia, Anura, Bufonidae. The record is from RefSeq and is a predicted model, not a curated record.